Messenger RNA from Arvicola amphibius (Eurasian water vole), 1161 nucleotides. RefSeq names its product CXXC finger protein 4 (gene Cxxc4). The record is from RefSeq and is a predicted model, not a curated record. The transcript has a single exon. Lineage: Eukaryota; Metazoa; Chordata; Mammalia; Rodentia; Cricetidae. Gene Ontology annotation, cellular component: nucleus. Bases 1 to 1161 code for a protein of 386 amino acids. Gene Ontology annotation, molecular function: zinc ion binding; methyl-CpG binding.
AUGAACACCAAUGUCUGCGUGGAGCCCGGGCCGAGCCCGGAGGCCCCGGGCUUGCCCAAGGAAAGCCACCUGCCCGAGGGGGCCCUGAACAGCCUUGUGGAUUACAACUCGGAGAUGGAGCGUUACCGCUCCUUUGCCACCUCCUUCUACAAGACCAACGGGGGCGCCUUCCCGCAGGCAGCCAAGAUCGCGCGCAUCACCACCCCCAUCUUCCCCAGCAGCGCCGCCGCCGCUGCGGCCGCCGCGCGCAUCGGCAUGUCCCCGUGGAACUGCGACAACGCGGCCACCGCCGCCGCCACUGCGAUGCUCUGGGGCAGCGGGGGCGGCGGCGGGGGCGGCGGGGGCGGGGGUGGGGGCGGCGGGGCCGGCAGGAAAUCCUCCUCGGCCGCCGCCUCCUCCUCCGCCUCCUCCUCGGCGAUCCUCCCCUCCGCCGGCGGUGGUGGCGGCGGCGGUGGUGGUGGUGGUGGCGGCGGCGGCGGCGGCGGCAGGACCAGCAUGCACCACCGGAACGACUCCCAGCGGCUGGGGAAGGCUGGCUGUCCGCCAGAGCCGUCGUUGCAAAUGGCAAAUACUAAUUUCCUCUCCACCUUAUCCCCCGAACACUGCAGACCUUUGGCGGGGGAAUGCAUGAACAAGCUCAAAUGCGGCGCUGCUGAAGCAGAGAUAAUGAAUCUCCCCGAGCGGGUGGGGACUUUUUCCGCUAUCCCGGCUUUAGGGGGCAUCUCAUUACCUCCAGGGGUCAUCGUCAUGACAGCCCUUCACUCCCCCGCAGCAGCCUCAGCAGCCGUCACAGACAGUGCGUUUCAAAUUGCCAAUCUGGCAGACUGCCCGCAGAAUCAUUCCUCCUCCUCCUCGUCCUCCUCGGGGGGAGCUGGCGGAGCCAACCCGGCCAAGAAGAAGAGGAAAAGGUGUGGGGUCUGCGUGCCCUGCAAGAGGCUCAUCAACUGUGGCGUCUGCAGCAGUUGCAGGAACCGCAAAACGGGACACCAGAUCUGCAAAUUUAGAAAAUGUGAAGAGCUAAAGAAAAAACCUGGCACUUCGCUAGAGGUCAGAGGAGAUGAUUUCUUGUUUCCCAGUGUUGCCCCCUCCCUCCUCACCCCCUUCUCCUCUCCCCCACAGGGUUUCUUGUCUGGCUUCAAGACGCAGCACGCCCUUUUCUGA